Messenger RNA from Polistes canadensis, 4653 nucleotides. RefSeq names its product high mobility group protein DSP1-like. The coding region runs from base 1530 to 2834 and encodes 434 amino acids. NCBI's taxonomy places the organism in Eukaryota, Metazoa, Arthropoda, Insecta, Hymenoptera, Vespidae. The transcript is spliced from 5 exons. Gene Ontology annotation, biological process: regulation of transcription by RNA polymerase II. The record is from RefSeq and is a predicted model, not a curated record. Gene Ontology annotation, molecular function: DNA binding, bending.
GCCGCUACGACGAACGUUUCGUCGUCGUCGUCGCGUCGUCGCCGCCACCGCCACCGCCACCGCCACCGCCGCCGCAGCAGUUCGUAGUCGUGUUGAGCAGCGACGUUGAGGCAGAUUCGGGCUAGAAGAGAAGAAACGAGAAAAGCCGAGAAAGACCGAACGAUCGACGUCGGGCAAGGCAGCGAGAAGAGAGAGAGAGAGAGAAAGAGAAAGAGAGGGUGAGAGGCACACGGGUGUCGUACUACCACCGUUCACGAUGGUGGUGGGGGACUAGAGGAAAAAAGAAAGAGCUAUAACGAGUGAAGGGGAGAAGAGAGAAAGAGAGAGCGAGCGAGCCUUCCCUGGUUCGCCGGCCGGCCGUCGUGUCUCCCCUGCCCCUCAGUUACUUCCCCUUUCGUCCCGCACGGCUGCUUCCAGCAGCAGCAUUGCCUUGGUGCUGGUGCCGCCGCCACCGCCACCACCGUACCUAACCCACCACGGAGCUGUAGCCAACGAACGACGACGAACGGUCGAGCAUAGCGUCGAGUUGAGAGAACGUAUUCCAAGUGUACCGCGCGUGCCACGAAGCCUUUACUCCGUGCGUAGUAAAGCGCUCCGAAGCGUCGAGCGCGCGCGCGCCCAAACACCCGCGGUUACAACAAGAGCGCAUUCAUAUACCUGGUGAUACAUCGCCUUAUAUUGUGUGCUGUGUGCGCCAGGUGGACGACUAAAGAGAGAGAUAGAAGUACAACUACCAAGGGAGUGAACAAGACAAUAAAGACAAGGAAUAAGAAGCACGCACAACAGUGUUAUUUGCUUCAGUGAUACAAUCACGGAAGAAAAAGACGAAAAGGUAUAUAUAUUUACGCGUUAUAUAUAUAAAAAAAAAAAUAAAGAAAAUAAAGAGUAGAAAGAUAGAAAACUAUAGCGAGAGCUAGAGCAAGAAAAAAAAAAAAAAAUCGAAAGGAAGAAAGUAGUAGUCACGCGUCGUCGGGUAUCGUAAAACGAAAGCGCGCGUCCACGACGUCGUCGACGCCGCAGCCAAAACCGAAAAGAAGGUGGAAAAAAAGGAUAAGGACGACGACGAGGAGGAAAAGAACGAAGAGCCGGCUAGUAAUACCGUACGGAUGUGAGGGUGCGCGCGUGGACGACGAGGUACCUUCUCUCGCGAGAGAGCGCGAGCGUGCCCGGUCUCGCUCGCGCGCACGCGUGUGCGUGUGUGUGCGCGUCGUGAGUAACCUCUCGUCGUCGCCACCGCCGUCGCCACCGCUGCCGCUGCUGCCGGUUGUACCCGUAUCUUCCUUUCUCUCUCUCCCUCGUUGUCGUUGUCGUCGUAGUCAUCGUACUCGUCGACGUAGUCCUCGUCUUCGUCGUCGUCGUCGUCCUAAUCCUCGGCUGUGUACCGGUGGUUGUAGCUGGAUAAACUGCGAAGGUACGAAGAGGAGAAGGUGGAGGUAGUGGUGGAGGAGGAGUGAAGGAGGUGGGGGAGGAGGUGGAGGAGGAGGAGGAGGACGUAACGUAGGAGCCGCGUACGUGUACGCGCGUACGAAAUGUCGGAUCACCACCGCGUAACCGGUGGCUGGGCUACGGCCAACCCUGGAAACCGCGAGGAUGGAUCUGGUGGUGCCCCUUGGUGGCCAUCCGGCAUGAACGCAGUUUCUGCUGCCGAACAGCAGCAACAGCAGCAGCAAGCACAACAGCAACAACAAAAUCUUCAUCAACAUCUGAUGAAUCAACAACAGCAGCUUAAUCAACAACAGCAAGCACAGCAACAACAGCAGCAGCAACACCAUCAGCAACAGCAGCACCAACAACAGCAGGACAUAGUAAGGAGUACUGCGGCGGCGACGCAGCAGCUUUUCUCCUACAAAAUGGCAUCCAGCUUUCAAAAUCCGGCAACGACCGGUACGCAGUCGAGCCCGGUCUCGACGUCGACGCCUGUUGGCUCCUGCAUGAGGGGUGGUUACGACUUCAGACUAGGCAACGCUCCCGGAUCGGGCGGCGGUGGCGUACCUGGCACUCCGUCCGCGCCACCGCCCGGCGUUCAGUGGUGGUAUACUACAGGCGGUGUUAUGGACGCGGCCGCACAGAACAACCUCCAUCAACAGUUGCAGUCGCAGCAGCAACAGCAUCUAUCCUCGAUUACCACGCAAACAUCUACGCCCCCCGUCAUGUCGCCGCAUCAAAUACAGCAGUUACCGCAGCAGAAUAAUUUGCAACAAAAUAACGCUCAAGGUCUGCAACGGGACAACAUGCCUAGAGGAAAGGACUCUAAGCCAAGGGGACGAAUGACCGCAUACGCGUUCUUCGUGCAAACAUGUCGACAGGAACACAAGAAGAAACAUCCCGAAGAAAAAAUCAUAUUUCGCGAAUUUUCAAAGAGAUGCGCGAAUAGGUGGAAGACAAUGUCAGACAAAGAAAAGAAACGUUUUCACGAAAUGGCAGAAAAAGACAAGAAAAGAUACGAUGCGGAGAUGCUAAAUUAUACGCCACCUAAAGGAGAAAAGGGCAGAGGAAGGAAACGUAAACAUAUUAAAGAUCACAAUGCACCUAAACGAUCACUGUCUGCCUUCUUUUUGUUCUGCAACGAUGAACGUGGUAAAGUGAAAAUGUUGAAUCCUGAAUAUGGUGUAGGAGAUAUUGCCAAGGAAUUAGGUAAAAAAUGGUCGGACGUAGAUCCCGAAACCAAAUCUAAAUAUGAGGCUAUGGCAGAAGAGGAUAAAGCUCGAUAUGAAAGAGAAAUGACAGCAUACAAAAAGAAAAUGAAAGAUGGUGUACCAGUGGUUGUAGAAGCACCACCUGCAAAUACUGUAAAAAGCGACAGUGAAGAAGAAUGGAAGGAAGACGAUGAAUAGCGGCUGCAUGAUAAAAUGUCAUCUAUCACCCCGUGUCCUUGAUCCUAAAAGCAUACCUCACCUACUGUACGUACCAUUGACCUUAGCGUGAGUGUACUUACACCACUAGGAGAACAAAUAACUAACCAUGAGUCCCAUAAUAAUAAUUGAAAAUACACGCGUUUAUAAUAAUUAUUUUAAAACUUGUGUGUAUGCGCUAUGUGAAAGGAGAUCGUAUGAAUGACAUUUGUAUUUUAACAUAUUGAUUAGCAACAUGUAAAGUGUCAUAGCAUAGAGAAGUGAAAAAAGAUGGUGCCCACUUUCUGUGUGAGAUGGAAGGCGCAGGGGCUCAAUCAUUGUUGACUUUGUCUCCACAUCAUGUUAAAAGCUAAUUUAGUUAGUAACGACAAGAAAAAAAAUUAAGAUUCACUAGCCUCGUUGUUGACAAAAAAACUCUAAUGGUUUUGUGAAAUUUAUCAGUUCAGUUCAUUUGCUGCCAGAAUAUAAGAGACUAAUGUUGUAUAUCCUUGUACAGAACGUUUCUUUAAAUCAAAUUUCUCUCAGGUAGGGCAUGGGGCUGCUUUGUAUGAGUGUAAUUGAUUUUUAUAUUUGUCAAGAAUAGCUGUAAGUAAUUAGAAUAAGUAUACUUAAACACAACGUCGAUAUCGUACAUUCACAUCAACGUGUGAUAGUUUUCACUAAUGGUGGAUACUAAAGCCACGUGAUUGAGCCUUGUAGUUUAUAAGCAAUUUGAAUCGAGAUAAAAACAUGUAGUUCACAGCUUUUACAAAUCAAAAUUAGGACAGUAUACUCCGACAGUCGUCCUAUAACUUACAGAGAGGGUGCUGCUCGUUGUUGUAUGCACAAAAAGUCGAAAUUUUAUUUGCGUGACCGUGCUGCAACCACCAACACCGCGAUUUACUGAGAAGGAUUACACAACACAACACAGGAUAGAGAAAAAAAAUGCCCUAAUUUUACUUUGUAUAGUGACUUUGGUCAUUGUUUUACUAUAAAACAAGAAAUAUGUAAAGAUGAUUUAUGUUUUUUAUUCAUUUUGAUGAGAUCUUCGUAAAUGGCAGUUGUUUAAGUAGACAAAUAUUGUAAUUUUUAUUUUAUUUUAUUAUUAUUCUUUUUUUUCCUAACGCGUAGAAGUGGUCCCCCUGCCCUUACCAUCGUCAUCCUCCCUCUCAUAUUCAUUAUGUCAAUAAAGGAAAUACUUAAAUCCUAUCCAAACCAUUUAAAUUCCUUUAAUUGUUCGAGAAAGCAAAGUAGGAGGGCGUGUUUUGUACUGCCUUGAGUCAUCUGGUGUACUGCAGGCUGUAUUAUAAUAAAUUAUUGUGGUUUCUUGUAAUGUUAAACAUUCCUAGAACUUAGUAUGUACAGAUCCUUAUCAUUGAAAUUAGUGCAAACUAUGAAGUGGCACGCAGAUGAAAUAGGUCUGGUCACUUGUUUUGUGAAUUUGUUAACCAGAUCAAAUAAGCGAAGUGAAUAUAUAAAAAAAAAAAAUACAACUUUAAGAAAAAAAAAGGCUUUCCUACAGUCAGACUGACUUGCACCUUGAUUUGGCUCAGCAGUUAGCCAUCAUUUUUCUCAACAUAAAAAAAAUGCUCUUCAUCUUCCCCCCUGAUAACAUUGUCAUGUAAUGAAUAAUUGUAUGAUUAUAUGAACAAAAACCUGUUUUAGAGGGAGCUAGAGGAUGAAUACUGUAAAAUAUAAAAUUGUAAUAUUUUAAUACUGAUUUGCAGAUGUGCAUAAUUUUAACAUAGCUGGUUAAAGUGAAUUGUACUGAUUCAGAGGUAUCCAUUUGAUGGAAAUUAAUAAAAACAAAUAUUGAAAAUCA